AGAGAUAAGGUUAUCUCUGUGUUUCUCCCGUGCGGUUCCAAUGGGGAAAAAAACACCAUUACCAUCGCCGCCGCUUUGGCAUACCGGCCAGGGCUGCGUCACGCGCGCCUGAAGUCUGGCGCCAUGGGCAGGCAGCUUUGAGCCGCCGCGGCUGUCGUUCCUGAGGGCGCUUGGAGCAACCACGACGGAGGGAGACGCACAGGGAGAAACGGCGUCGGGGCCGGAAAGAGGCCGCGUGGGCUUGAAGCCGUCCCGAGGCCGAGUAUCUCACCGGGGCCGACGGCUGUGGGCGCACCGGGAGGAGUAGCGUCAAACGUCGGGCACGCUUCGGUCUGGGAGUCGCCUCCACUGUCGGGAAGUCCCGCCGGAGGACGCUGAUGCGCCGCGGUCCGGGCCGAGCGCCAUGGCUGGCUGCGUGCGUGCAGGAGGAUGCUGCCUCUGCUGCAGGGUGGGGAGCACCGUCGUCCCUGGCCGUGCGUGGCGGCAGAUCGCGCCUACUGCCGGAGGCGAGCACUCCGCCGUACAAGCCUGAGCGCAUAAGGCGCCGUGCACAUGGAGAUGGCCGGCCUCUCUCCAAGGAAGACACCGGACAACGUGGUCGCUGCGUUCAGCGCCGACGAUGGCCGGGAGCGGGUUCCCGGCCCUUGCCGAUGGGGAGGCCGAGAGCCUUUAGCCGCGAGGAGCCAUGACGGCAGGAGCGGCGUUGAGGCCGACGGCGUCCACCACGCCCGGGAGCGUUGCGGCCAUGGCCAUGCAUCACGGUCUCGCCGGCGUCUUUUAAGCGCAGGCGCCAUACACGCUAGGGUAUUUGAGGACUGGCCGAGGCCUGCCGAUCUGCGCCAGAUGCAGGACGAGGGCGGCGGCGUCUGCCGGGGAGCGUCGCUGCUGCUCUUCGAGACGUCGCCGGCCUCGGUCUUCCACCGUUCCGUGUCGCCCCAUGAGGCCGAUACUCGCUCUGUCGAGAGCGUGCUGAUAACGUGUUAGAGUAAAACGAGAUUGAAAGCGAAAGGACAAUCAAUCCUGGUUUUCAUUGAUUCUCAAGUAUAUAUACAUCUCGAAGAGGUGGGAAGAAGAGGUGUCUGUUCGAAGGCAUCCCUCUAGAACGGGUGCCUAUUGACAAUAGAAAGAGAGAAGGGACAUGACUGUUCGGGAUUGGACACAUCCCUUUACUAAUGACUAUUCAUUAAUUAGCAUGUGCUAAUUAAUCUACUAAUUAAUU
Triticum aestivum (bread wheat) is the source of this 1219-nucleotide messenger RNA. RefSeq lists its product as uncharacterized. Lineage: Eukaryota; Viridiplantae; Streptophyta; Magnoliopsida; Poales; Poaceae. The record is from RefSeq and is a predicted model, not a curated record. Bases 553 to 984 code for a protein of 143 amino acids. The transcript is spliced from 2 exons.